This is a messenger RNA of Oncorhynchus kisutch (coho salmon), 4600 nucleotides long. RefSeq names its product calpain-1 catalytic subunit-like. Gene Ontology annotation, molecular function: calcium ion binding; calcium-dependent cysteine-type endopeptidase activity. Gene Ontology annotation, cellular component: cytoplasm. The transcript has 24 exons. The record is from RefSeq and is a predicted model, not a curated record. Bases 210 to 2318 code for a protein of 702 amino acids. Lineage: Eukaryota; Metazoa; Chordata; Actinopteri; Salmoniformes; Salmonidae. Gene Ontology annotation, biological process: proteolysis.
ACGGACGGGGUUGGGUUUUCCGGGCGCAGUAGUAUUGACCGAACGUACAGAACUUGCGCUUCUGUCGCCGCACCACAACCGCCUUGCAACUUUCUACGUUAAACACCCAGUACUGAGAUUUAUGCGAUUGUUUAGCGAACUGGCAGUCUGUCAUCUAACUACAAAACACAUCGAAGGUGUCUUCAAAGUGCCUGCUCACAGACUCAAGAAUGUCAGGGGGAAUCUCUGCUAGCAUAGCCACCGGCAGACUGCGAGCUGAGGGAAUGGGCUCCAACGACCACGCCGUACCCUUCCUUGAGCAGGACUAUGAGGCUUUGAGGCAGGAGUGUCUGGAGACGGGGUGUCUGUUCCAGGACCCCUCCUUCCUAGCCGAGCCUCCCUCUCUGGGCUUCAAGGAACUGGCCCCCUUCUCCGCCAAGACCAGGGACGUGGAAUGGAUGAGACCCACGGAGCUGACAGAUGACCCUCAGUUCAUCCUGGGAGGAGCUACCAGAACAGACAUCUGCCAGGGAGCUCUAGGUGAUUGCUGGCUCCUAGCAGCCAUAGCCUCUCUAACCCUCAAUGAGAGGCUGCUCCACCGAGUGGUCCCUCAUGGUCAGUCCUUCCAAGAGGACUAUGCUGGGAUCUUCCACUUUCAGUUCUGGCAGUUUGGUGAGUGGGUGGACGUGGUGAUUGACGACCGGCUGCCAACGAAGAAUGGAGAGAUCAUGUUUGUUCACUCAGCCGAGGGAAAUGAGUUCUGGAGCGCCCUGCUGGAGAAGGCUUACGCCAAGUUGAAUGGUUCCUACGAGGCUCUGUCUGGAGGCAGCACCACUGAAGGCUUUGAGGACUUCACCGGCGGUGUCUCUGAGAUGUACGAGCUCCGUAAGGCUCCACGGGACCUGUACAGGAUCAUCGGCAAAGCCCUGGACAGAGGCUCCUUACUGGGCUGCUCCAUCGACAUCACCAGUGCCUUUGACAUGGAGUCUGUGACGUUCAAGAAGCUGGUGAAAGGUCAUGCUUACUCAGUCACCGGCCUGAAGAAGGUGGACUACCAGGGUCAGGUGGAGAGGCUGAUCAGGGUGAGGAACCCCUGGGGACAGGUGGAGUGGACUGGCGCCUGGAGUGACAAUUCUCCUGAGUGGGAUGAGUUGGACCCAUCUGAGAGAGAGGACCUGCAUCUAAAGAUGGAGGACGGAGAGUUCUGGAUGUCGUUCCAGGAGUUCCUGAGGCAGUUUUCCCGUCUGGAGAUCUGCAACCUGACGGCGGACGCUCUGAGUGAGGACGGCCUCAGCCACUGGAACACCAUCAAGUUCCACGGCAUGUGGAGAAGGGGGAGUACCGCCGGGGGCUGCCGUAACCACCCCAACACAUUCUGGAUCAACCCCCAGUAUAAGAUCACUCUGCUAGAGGAGGACGACGACCCCGAGGAUGAAGAGGUGGCUUGUAGCUUCCUGGUGGCUCUGAUGCAGAAGGACAGGAGGAGGUACCGGAAACAGGGACAGGACAUGCACACCAUCGGGUUCGCCAUCUACGAGAUUCCAGAAGAGUACAGGGGCUGUCAGAACGUGCACUUAAAGAAGGACUUCUUCCUGACCCAUUCAUCCUGCGCUCGCUCGGAGACCUUCGUCAACCUGAGAGAGGUCAGCAACCGUCUCCGUCUGCCUCCAGGAGAAUAUCUCAUCGUCCCCUCCACCUUCGAGUCUGGCCAGGAGGCCGACUUCGUCCUGCGAGUCUUCACUGAGAAACAGUCUGAGACAGAAGAGUUAGACGAUGAAAUCUCAGCAGAUCUGGAAGAUGAGGAUGACAUCAGUGAAGAUGACAUCGAAGACUCAUUCAAAUCUAUGUUUUCUCAGCUGGCAGGAGAGGACAUGGAGAUUUCUGUCCGCGAGCUUAGGACCAUCCUGAACAGAGUAGUGACUAGACACGAAGACCUGAAGACAGACGGCUUCAGUAUGGAGUCCUGUAGGACCAUGGUCAGCCUCAUGGAUAAGGAUGGCACUGCCCGUCUCGGCCUGGUAGAGUUCCAGAUGCUCUGGAAUAAGAUCAGGAAGUGGCUGGUCAUCUAUAGAGAAUAUGACAUGGACAAGUCGGGAUCCAUGAGCUCCUAUGAGAUGCGACUUGCUGUGGAGUCGGCAGGUUUUAAACUGAACAACAGGCUGAAUCAGGUCCUGGUGGCUCGCUAUGCUGAGAACGAGGCCAUAGACUUUGACAACUUCAUCUGCUGUCUGGUGAAACUGGAAGCCAUGUUUAGAUCUUUCCAGCAGCUAGACAAAGAGGGAGAAGGAGUGGCUGAGAUGAACAUCACUGAGUGGCUGUAUAUGACCAUGUGUGGUUGAAGAGGACCAGUUUUCUCCCAGGAGAGGGACAGGCCGAACAGCCAACGUGCCCGGCAAGGUGCCUCUUCACUGGGCUCAUAUAGAUCUAAUGUAGCCUCUUCCUCGAAACCAUGAAGACCUUCCUAGCCUAUAUCUUCCCCGAAACCAUGAAGACCUUCCUAGCCUAUAUCUUCCUCUGCCUGAUCUGAACUAUAGGGCUGACCUGUACUGACUCAGAUAUUUUAUUUCCACAUUGUCCUUUCCAGCACGGUUCCAGCUACUAUGGUGAAAGAAUAACCAGCCCAGUUCAGUUCGGCCCAAUAGUGUGAAUCAGUUACUCCAGCCAGCUACACUACAGCACAGCCCCUCACCCAACCCCCCCUCAGCCUGCCAUCUACACUACAGCAACCCCCUCACCCCCCCACCUCAGCCUGCCAACUACACUACAGCAAGCCCCCUCACCCCCCCACCUCAGCUUGCCAUCUACACUACAGCAAGCCCCUCACCCCCCCACCUCAGCCUGCCAACUACAGUACAUCAAGCCCCCUCACCCACCCCCCCCUCAGCCUGCCAACUACACUACAGCAAGCCCCCUCACCUAACCCCAUAUAGCAGUGAGGGUCCUACUAGCCAUGUAAUGCAGGGCGAGACCCUCCCGACCAAACUAAAGACCACACCCCCCAUGCUACGGGGUUACCUAUGCAAAAUGUUAGAAUUUUUUUGUUUUUUUAAAAACAUUUUAUUCACUGUGGAAUUGUAGAUCUGUCUGUAAAUAAAGUGGGAUGCACGACACUAAUGAGCCCAUACUGGUAUCGUCCCGGCCCUACUAGCGGUGUCUGUAAAUAAAGUGGGAUGCACGACACUAAUGAGCCCAUACUGGUAUCGUCCCGGCCCUACUAGAGGUGUCUGUAAAUAAAGUGGGAUGCACGACACUAAUGAGCCCAUACUGGUAUCGUCCCGGGCCUACUAGAGGUGUCUGUAAAUAAAGUGGGAUGCACGACACUAAUGAGCCCAUACUGGUAUCGUCCCGGCCCUACUAGAGGUGUCUGUAAAUAAAGUGGGAUGCACGACACUAAUGAGCCCAUACUGGUAUCGUCCCGGCCCUACUAGAGGUGUCUGUAAAUAAAGUGGGAUGCACGACACUAAUGAGCCCAUACUGGUAUCGUCCCGGUCCUACUAGAGCUGUCUGUGAACAGAAUGGGUCAGAGCACGAAGCAUCAGUAUGGCUGUGUGGAAACACGUUUUUUUUAAAUCACGUUAGUUGAACCGAAGAGGAUCAGGUCUGUUUUAUCUUUUUGCUGUUUUAGUGCACGUGAACUCUUUCAUCACCUGGUUGACCCACCGUCAACCGAGGGGUUAGUGGGGUGUUAUGGGAAUAUUUACAGAUAGCGCAUCUGGCUCACGCACCCAGAGGUUCUGUUAAACACGUUGUCAGAUAUAUAUCUUACGAUUUUAUAGGUUUAUUAUUUUGUGAGAUAUGUUAGGAAGGCUCUUGAUUAUCGCAGUGUUCUGGGUAAUAUCAUUUGUCUUUUAGCCACAGCUUAUAUUCGAGGACAUUAUUUGACUAUGCCCACUAGGUGGAAGUAUUGUAGAGUCUCAGUGUGGCGAUCAUGGUACUGCAGUUGUAGAAUGUUACUGUAUAUGAGGAAAUACAGUAUUUUAGUUAUUAAAUUGAACAAAAGUAGAACUGACAAAUAACUAAUCAUAGUUUUUAUGGGUUUAAAACAUCUCGUAUUGGAUAAUAUUUUAGAUACUCACGACCACGUGGAUUGGAUUACAAUGCAGAUUAAAGGGAUGGUUAAUCUAAUUUUCAUUCAAAUGUAUUUGAGUUGAUGGUAUUAAAGGGAUGGUUAAUCUAAUUUUCAUUGGGUAAAAUGUAUUUGAGUUGAUUGUAUUAAAGGGAUGGUUAAUCUAAUUUUCAUUGGGUAAAAUGUAUUUGAGUGGAUUGUAUUAAAGGGAUGGUUAAUCUAAUUUUCAUUCAAAUGUAUUUGAGUUGUCUAUAUGAAUGAUCUAUAAGACCAAAGGAAGCAAUGAGAGGAAAACGUUCCAACAUAAUUAAAUCCAUCAAUGUCUACUGUACUAAAAAUAUGCCUCUCCCUAUACUUUACACUUUAGAAUUGAUUUCAAAUGAGUAAAUAAGAUCACUUCAUUUAUCCCAAUGCUUUUCUGAUUGCAUCUAAUAUCUACAUGUUGCUGUUUGAAAAGUUCUGAUUGUGUCAAUCCUCUAUGCAAAAGCUAGUGAUUGUAAAUGUAGGGUUUUUACCUUCAGUAAAUACAUGUUCAUGUGAACUCCUGGGAUUGAA